UGUGGUCCACUCGCCCGAUCUCCUCAUUGAUUGAGUAGGAUGCAACUUCCUAAGAAUCACGCCUUCAAGAUAAUUUUGCUUUGCAUAACGCUGUGUAACUUGAUAUCUCAUACUUAGUGUCUAUCAAGAACCCUCCUAAAACCCACCUAAAAUUUCCCCAAAACUCCAAAACGCAAUCCCUCCUCUUCUCUCCCAAAAAUCAAUGCAAUGCAAUUGGCAGUAACUCCAAAACCCAAUCCAACCAACAACACCUUUUCUAACCCGAGCUUUUAUCCAAAUUUCACUUCCCCCAAAACCCAAUCCCUCAAAUUGUCCUCCUCCUCUUCAUCAUCUAACGUUCCCAUUAAUCUAUUCUACAGCUUCAGUCCCAGACGCCGUCGUUUAAGCCCUGUCAUAGCCCGAGCUGCUGCCAAGACUCCCGAUUACUACUCGGUUCUCAGCGUCAGUAAAAAUGCUUCCUUGCAAGACAUCAAAGCUGCCUAUCGCAAACUCGCCCGCAAGUAUCAUCCUGAUGUGAAUAAAAAGCCAGGUGCUGAAGACAAGUUCAAAGAGAUUAGUGCUGCUUAUGAGGUGUUAUCAGAUGAUGAGAAAAGGUCUGCAUAUGAUCGCUUUGGUGAGGCAGGUUUACGUGGAGAUUUUGUUGGUUCCACUAGUGGUUCGCAAGGAGUGGAUCCUUUCGAAAUCUUUUCUGAAUAUUUUGGUGAGUCGAGCAGUUUCUUCAGAGGAAGUGGUGAACCAGGGGGUUUCAAUUUCAGUUUUAGAAGCAAGAGCCGUCAAGAUCUUGACAUUAGAUACGAUCUGUAUAUGAGUUUUGAGGAAUCAAUUUUUGGAAGUCAGCGAGAAAUCGAAGUACCUUCGUUAGAGACAUGCAAUGAUUGCAGUGGUACAGGUGCAAAAACCAGCAAUAGUAUAAAAAUAUGCAAUGCAUGUGGAGGUAGAGGUGGAGUGGCUAAAACUCAACAAACACCUUUCGGAAUAAUGUCUCAGGUGUCUACAUGUGCAAAAUGUGGGGGUGUUGGUAAGAUAAUCACAGACCAUUGUCUAACAUGUGGUGGCAAUGGUCGGAUACAGUCAAAAAGAAGAAUUAACAUAGUGAUUCCACCUGGUAUUGAUAAUGGAGCAACAAUGCAAGUUCAAGGAGAGGGAAAUAUUGACAACAAAAGGGGCAUAGCUGGUGACCUCUUCAUUGUUCUCCAUAUAGAAGAAAAGCACGGGAUUCAGAGGGACGGUCUCAAUUUGUACUCAAAAGUCAAAGUUGAUUUUACUGAAGCCAUUCUGGGUACCGUUGUCAAGGUCAAAACAGUGGAGGGUGUCAGAGAUCUUCACAUCCCUCCUGGAAUUCAGCCUGGGGAUACAAUAAAGAUGCGAUCCAUGGGAGUUCCGCAUAUAAAUAAGCCCUCUGUACGAGGCGAUCAUUGCUUCGCUGUAAAUAUUCAGAUCCCGAAAGAUAUCAGUGAUGCAGAACGCUCACUAGUUGAAGAGUUGGCUUUGCUGAGGCAAACAUCCAGGGACAGCAUUUCAUCCAGUGAGAUACCUGGAGGUGAUGAUCAUGACCAGCAUACAAAGCCUGCUUUAGAUCAUCGGGGCAAAAGUAUGGCCUAUCUGUGGAAGUCAAUUAAGGACUUUUUGGGGAAAAAGCAAUCUGGUAAAAGAUUCGCAUCGGUUGGCAUGGAAGCACCAGUUUCAUGGAGAGUUACUAGUCCCCUGCCACGUUGUUCACUCAUGAUUUACUCUCCUGCAAUUUUCAUCAUGACACUUGUGUUCACCUUGGUGGGAAGAACAGCCUACUGUAAAUUAUUUAGACAAAAGCCAAAAACCAAAAGUACUUCCCCGCACCCUGAAAGAACACAAGGCCAGCGCUAGUUGCAUUUGCCAUUUCUUGCAGUUUGUACCGAACUUGUAUUAAAAGCAUUAGUAGUGGGGCGACUUGUGCAAUUCAACUAUUUUUUUUUUCUGUUACUCAGAAGAUGCUUUAGAGUGUAGAUGACUAUUGACUUGACUUAUUGGGUAUAGCCAAGUUUUGGGUCAGGUUGGCGCACCUUGCAGGCAUUAUACCUCGUUGAAAUGUUGUCUCUUUUGAUCAGCAAACUUGUCUAUAAUGCAGUAAUGUAUAGAUUAUCUAUGAGAUGCGGAUUUUGAUUGCACA
Messenger RNA from Coffea arabica (coffee), 2146 nucleotides. RefSeq lists its product as uncharacterized. Lineage: Eukaryota; Viridiplantae; Streptophyta; Magnoliopsida; Gentianales; Rubiaceae. Gene Ontology annotation, molecular function: heat shock protein binding; ATP binding. Gene Ontology annotation, biological process: protein refolding; response to heat. The record is from RefSeq and is a predicted model, not a curated record. Gene Ontology annotation, cellular component: chloroplast thylakoid membrane; cytoplasm.